AUGUACAUCAGUAGCUGUUUAAUCGUUUUUAGGUUUCAAAGAUACGAAAUGGCUGUAAUGAAACUGUUAUUUCUGGCGUGUGUCUGGAUUGGCUCUACUGCUGGGCAUGAAUUUUUCUCAUCAAUGGAUCAAGUCAUGCAGCUUGUGGAGGAGGAAAAAAACCUUCUGAAGCUCUUCAGUUCAUAUAUCAGUGCUGAAGAAGAGAGUUUAAAUACACUUAAGAGUGAUCUUCAGACUCUUGAACUGUCUGUAAACUCAGAAGACCCUGAGAGAGCCAUGAAUGACCCUGUGGCAGUUUACAAACUCAUCAGACGACUGAGAAUCAAAUGGUUGUCUAUUUUACAGUCCACUCCAAUAAGUCUUCAGAGUGACUUUCAGGAAUGGUUGCAGUCAGAUUUACCAAAGUUCCCAUCAGAGGAGGAUUUGGAGGCUGCAGCUUUUGGACUUAUUAGAUGGCAAGAGAAAUACAAACUCUACCCAGAGAACAUCGGAACGCCUCUUAGUGCGAACGAAGCUUUUUAUGUGGGGAAAGUAGCCUAUCAGCAGAAGAAUUUUCAGCAUGCCUUUCACUGGUUUAUGCACAGUCUGAGACUGCUUUAUCGUUCAGAAUCCUUACGUCCAAUACAAGGUGUUACCAGACAGCAGUUGCUAGAGUACCUGGGCUCCUCGGCAUAUCAUUAUGGAAGCCCAUCUGUGACAAUUGACUUCAACAAGCAUCUUCUUCAUCUGGAUCAAAUCAUGCAGUUUGCGGACACGGAGAUAAACCUUCUGGAGCUCUUCGGUGGCUAUAUUGAUGCUGAAGAAGAGAAUUUACAUUUCCUCAAGGGCAAUCUUCAGACUCUUAAAUGGCGUAUUAACUCUGAGGACCCUGAGAAAAGUAUGAGUAACCCUACGGAAGCUUACAAACUCAUCAAACGACUGAGACAUGAUUGGUUGUUUAUUUUACAAUCCACUCGAAUAAGUCACUAUAAGGUAGACAUUCAGGAAUGGUUGCACUCAGAUUUACCAAAUUUUCCAUCUGAAGAGGAUUUGGAGGGAGCAGCUUUGGGGCUGAUUAGACUACAAGAGAUCUACAAACUCUACCCAGAGAACAUCACAAGAGGAGCACAUUUCAGUUCGGAUGAAGCUGCCUAUGUGGGGUACUUCGCCUAUCAGCAUGAAAAAUUCCAGCAUGCCUUUCUCUGGUUUCUGUACAGCCUGAAAAUGCUAAAUCAUCCAAAAUCAUUGCAUCCAAUAGAAAGUGAUACCAAGGAAAGUUUGCUACAUUUCUUGGGCUCCUCAGCACAUCAUUUUGGAAGUCUAUCUGUGGCAGUUGAUGUCUACCAGCAGCUUCUAAAACUGGACCCAAAUAAUGAGGAGAUUAGAAAUAAGCUAAAUGAGACGAACAGUACCCUUCAACUUCAGAACAGAACUUUAGAGCCUGACAUAAACACACUGAGUACAACACAUUCAACUAACUCAUAUGAGGCAUUGUGCAAAGGAGACACUGACCAGAGGACCUCCAGGAGGCAGAGGGCGCUGUCCUGUAGAUACAGCACAGGUGGAGGAAACCCCCGACUGAUUUUAGCACCUCUGAAAGAGGAGAUCGAGUGGGAUGAGCCCCGAAUCGUCAGAUAUCAUGACAUAAUAUCAGACAAAGAAAUUGAGAUCUUGAAAAAUAUCUCUAGACCUCAGCUUUCUAGGUCUGAAGUGUUAAUAGAACAAGAAGGCGCCGUCUCAAAUAUCCGUGUUUCUCAAAGUGUUUUUCUGGAAGACGAUGCCAUUGUGGUUGUUCGUGUCAAUCAGAGGAUUGCAGAUGCUACAGGACUGUCUAUGGAAACUGCUGAACCUCUACAUGUUCAGAAUUAUGGGAUUGGAGGCAGAUAUGAACCACAUCAUGACACACUGGAUGCAGAGAAUGACAGGAUUGCUACAUUCUUAACCUACAUGAGUGAUGUGGAGAUAGGAGGUGCCACUGUAUUCCCUGAAAUUGGAGUUGCACUGAAGCCGAAAAAGGGUUCAGCUGUGUUUUGGUACAACCUCCAUAAGAACGGUACAGUCAAUUCAAAAACACUACAUGCUGGAUGUCCUGUCCUUUUGGGGAAUAAAUGGGUGACUAACAAAUGGAUCCAUGAGUUUGGGCAGGAGUUUACAAGACCAUGUUCUUUAUCAGAGUGGGAGUGAAAGACACAAUACAUUACAGGAACCACAUACAAUGGAUGGUUACAGUAUAACUGUAUAUUUUAGUACUGUAUGAGUAUGUAUUGCUUAUCCACAGGUGUCAAGAAAAGAAGAAAAUCCUAGUCCUAAACCAUGUUAAUCACACUUGUUAAAUUCAAAUAAUUUAUAGGCACAUUAUAAACUCUACACUAUUAUAAAAAAAUGUAAUUAAUAACACAUUAUCUUUGAAAAUAAAUGAAAAGGUCCCAGAAAUAACACAGUGAUGUGUUCAGUUAAGGACAACACAUUUAACCAAAUGGACAAAGUCUUUCUCUUUCCUGUGCUGUAAAAGUUUAUUGUGAAUUGUCCCACAGUCUCUGUAAACCAUAUUAAUUACUAGAUUACUGUUUGUCAAUAAUUAAAGGUGUGUGGGCUGUCGAAUGCAGAGUAAUUGUGACCCCUUAUCUCUUGACAUCUUCUAAUUACAGACCCUAGAUAUUCCUUUCUGCCUUACUUAAUGAUACAUUUAUAGAGACAUUUCCUAGUAGUAUACCUAUUGGUCAGAUGAUCUGCUUCUCCUUUAGGAAAUAAAUCAUUGUACUAUUUGGUUUAAAAAAGCCUUUAGCACUUGUUCAAUAUGAAUGUAAUUAUUACGAUAUCAAAGCAGGAUAAAUUAUUCUGACCCUGAAGAAUGUUGCUGUCAGAUAAGGAUCCCCUCUAAAAAAAAAAACUAGGGGAAGCAGGACACAAACUAUAACAAC
Molecule: messenger RNA, 2900 nt
Organism: Triplophysa rosa
Lineage: Eukaryota; Metazoa; Chordata; Actinopteri; Cypriniformes; Nemacheilidae
Product: prolyl 4-hydroxylase subunit alpha-2-like
Exons: 18
Coding region: 1-2163 (720 amino acids)
Biological process (GO): peptidyl-proline hydroxylation to 4-hydroxy-L-proline
Cellular component (GO): endoplasmic reticulum
Molecular function (GO): protein binding; procollagen-proline 4-dioxygenase activity; L-ascorbic acid binding
Source: RefSeq, a predicted model, not a curated record